Molecule: messenger RNA, 913 nt
Organism: Fusarium oxysporum Fo47
Lineage: Eukaryota; Fungi; Ascomycota; Sordariomycetes; Hypocreales; Nectriaceae
Product: P-loop containing nucleoside triphosphate hydrolase protein
Exons: 5
Coding region: 1-891 (296 amino acids)
Biological process (GO): iron-sulfur cluster assembly; mitochondrial respiratory chain complex I assembly
Cellular component (GO): mitochondrion
Molecular function (GO): 4 iron, 4 sulfur cluster binding; ATP-dependent FeS chaperone activity; ATP binding
Source: RefSeq, a predicted model, not a curated record
AUGCGUCCAACAUCUGCCCGCCUCUUUCAGAGCCUCCGGCCGCUGCAACACGAAAAUCCAUUAGGUCUCCCUCGAUCAGGAACGCCGCCAACUUGGGGUAAACGCCCAGUCCGUCGCAAAAUCACAGGUGUCGAGAAAGUCAUCGCAGUAUCCUCAGCGAAAGGUGGUGUAGGCAAAAGCACAGUUGCAGCAAAUCUGUCUCUGGCUUUUGCUCGUCUUGGCUUUCGUGCUGGGAUCCUGGACACUGAUAUCUUUGGUCCAUCUAUUCCAACCUUGUUUGACCUCUCAGGAGAACCGAGGUUAUCAAAUAAUAACCAGCUCAUCCCUCUUACAAACUAUGGAGUCAAGACCAUGUCCAUGGGCUAUCUGGUUGGCGAGAAUGCACCAGUAGUCUGGCGAGGUCCCAUGGUGAUGAAGGCUAUUCAGCAGCUUCUACAUGAGGUAGAAUGGGGUGGUCUUGAUGUUCUUGUCCUAGACCUUCCUCCGGGUACAGGAGAUACACAGUUGACUAUCACACAGCAGGUCAUUUUGGAUGGCUCUGUCAUUGUCACAACUCCUCAUACUCUUGCCACUAAAGAUGCUGUCAAAGGUAUCAACAUGUUCAAAACAGUCAAUGUCAAUAUCCUUGGCUUGGUACAGAACAUGUCCUUGUUCACAUGCCCUCAUUGUCAUGGAGAAACCAGUAUCUUUGGUUCCAAUGCAAGGGUCGAGAAGUUGUGUCAAGAGCACCAGAUCGACUUUUUAGGUGAUAUCCCAUUACACCCCAAUAUUGGAGACGAUGGGGAUAGAGGAAAACCCACAGUAGUGGCAGAACCUACGAGUGAGAGGGCAAAUGCCUUUUUGAAGAUAGCACAAGAUAUCUGUCCCAAGAUCGAUCUGAGUGGUAAAUAGCCACCGAACUUCUACUCGGCCG